CCAACUUUAAGAUGAAGUGUGCAUCAUUAUAGCCGGUAUCAUGGCCUCGAGUAUGUCAAGCGUCUCUUGCUGACUGUAACGGUGUUGGUCAAUCUCGAAAUCGAGCGUCUGUGAUGGGGUCGAAGGGGUGUUGUUUGUUGCCACUCCAGGCAAUGUGAGACGCGAACAUACCAAGAUGGAAUCCUUCAGAGAGUUUGUCGCCAAUCAGGUCCUGGUGAAAUCUGGCGAUGAAUACACGGAGACAAAUGAAGAUGCUUCCGUCAAUGGCACCGACGGCCAGGACAGCGAACGCAAACCGCCUUCGCAGGAUGUUGAGAUUGGCAAUAACGUUCCUCGCGCCCUGGGAGUCAACAAGUCCGACUCGGACGAGACGGAGAAGAUGGUCCCUCAGAAAUACCCCCAGCUGUCAAACAAUCCCCCGGAGUCACCGCCCCUGGCACCGGGACAGAGGGAGGUUGAGGAGGACGAGGACGAAUUUGAUUUGUCGAAGUCUUUCCACCGCACAGCGAGUCCUUCUCCGACAGCACUGCAACGCAAUAGGGGCGCGCUGGUCAGCAAAGUGGGAGAGGAAGGUGUCAGCAAAAUGCACAAAUUUACUCUCCACGAAACGGCCAACUAUUACUACAUUGUUGGGUCAGACCUGUUGGACUCGGCCUUCCGGAUAUUGAAGAUCGAUCGGACAUCAGAACCUGGCGAGCUCAAUAUUACAGAGGAUGAUAUUGUCUACACCAAAAAGGAGACCCAGCAGAUUCUCAAUGCCAUAGAUGAGGGCAAUCGAGCAACUGGCGGGCUGAAAAUCAAGACCAGCUUUUGGGGUCUGCUGGGUUUCAUCCGCUUCACGGCCCAGUAUUACAUGUUGUAUGUGACCAAAAGGAGUCAAGUAGCCAUGAUCGGGGGCCAUUACAUCUAUCAAAUUGACAAGACGGAGCUCAUGCCUUUGGUAACGGCAGCAUCCACAAGAACGAAGUCAGACCGACACCUCGAAGAGACACGCUUCAUUGGCAUCCUGAACAAUCUCGAUCUUACCAGGUCCUUUUAUUUCAGCUAUUCCUACGAUGUCACUCGAACGCUGCAGCACAAUAUCAUGCGAGAACGGCAAGCCCUCCAAGAAGGUCUGACGCAGCCUCACAAGCCGGACCACAAUGAUAUGUUUGUCUGGAACAACCACCUGUUGCGGCCCGCCAAAGAAGUACUCAAAAAUCCGUAUGACUGGUGUCUGUCAGUCGUUCAUGGCUACGUCGAUCAGAGUGCAGUGUCGGUAUAUUGGGGAAGGGUGGUCUACGUGACAAUCAUCGCCCGUCGAUCGCGAUUCUUCGCCGGUGCCAGAUUCCUGAAACGAGGUGCCAAUGACCUUGGAUAUGUGGCAAACGAUGUGGAAACUGAACAAAUCGUCUCAGAAAUGCUGACCACUUCAUUUCACGCCCCGGGCCCGGAGCUGUUUGCGAACAACAAAUACACUUCCUAUGUGCAGCAUCGUGGCAGCAUCCCGUUACAUUGGACUCAGGACAGUACAGGUGUCUCACCGAAACCUGAUAUCCAUCUUAACGUGGUGGACCCCUUCUUCAGCGCUGCUGCUCUUCACUUCGACAAUCUCUUCAAGCGGUACGGAACCCCCAUCUACGUGCUCAACCUCAUCAAGGCCCGCGAGCGCAUCCCAAGAGAGUCCAAGCUUCUGAAAGAGUAUACUCUCGCUGUCAACUACCUCAACCAAUUUUUACCCAAAGACAAGCAGAUUGUGUAUCAUGCCUGGGACAUGAGUCGAGCAUCGAAAAGUCGAGAUCAAGAUGUCAUUGGUAGCCUCGAGGCGAUAGCGGAAGAUAUCCUUCCCAGGACAGGGUUCUUUCGGAAUGGAAGUGACGAGGAAUCCGGCCUCCGGCUCCAGACAGGUGUCGCAAGAACCAACUGCAUCGACUGUCUCGACCGGACCAAUGCCGCACAAUUUGUCAUUGCAAAGAAGGCCUUUGGCUAUCAGCUCCAGGCACUAGGAGUGAUCGAGCACCCAUCGGUCGAGUACGACUCUGAUGCCGUGAACCUGUUCACCCACAUGUGGCACGACCACGGCGACACUAUAGCCGUACAGUAUGGUGGCUCACACCUGGUCAACACAAUGGCGACGUACCGCAAGAUCAAUCAGUGGACGAGCCAUUCGCGCGACAUGGUCGAGAGUUUCAAGCGCUACUACAACAACUCAUUCAUGGACGCGCAACGGCAAGAAGCGUACAACCUUUUUCUGGGAAACUAUGUCUUCUCCCAGGGCCAGCCCAUGCUUUGGGAUCUCACCACGGACUAUUACUUGCACCACUCCGACCCGCGCUCCAUGUUUGGCAAACGCAGACCGAGUUAUCGCCACUGGUACACGGACGAAUACCUCGAAUCCCCCCGGAUGCCGCCCUCGCUCUGGCCGCGUGAGCUGCGCGACCGACCGUUGGCGUAUUUUGACGACUACUGGGUCGAAUACUACCGCCCUUUGUCGAUCUCGUCCUUCCGGAAGCUCUUCUCCUUCAAAAUGCGCUCGAAUCUACAAUACAUCCCGAUCAGCUCCACGUCGGCCGGGAAAUACGACCUCAGCCCGUUUAGGGUGCGGACGGCGAAUGACAGCGACGGAGAAGGACAUGACAAAGGGCAGGGAACUCGGAAGGGCGUGAAGAUAGUUGCGCCGUCGGAUGAUGCAGCAUCCACGACCACCCUGUUCGGAGGAGAAUCGAUGCUGUCGUCCGCCGACGGACGCCUGAAUUCGGCCACUCCAUCAGCAAUUGAGCCGACUCCGAAACCCAGCACCUUGGGGCCUUGGCUCGACGCGCAGCAUCAACUUCACAACGCCCUGCGAGGCCGCCGAUACACGGGGAUCAUCAAGGAACCGUCCUUUGAAGUCCAGUCCACUUCGGUGCCCAAGAUCCCACGACUGCCGACUACCACUAAUAGCGACCUGACUAACAGCUCUCUGCUACUUGGCCCGCCCACAAAAGCCGAACUUGCUCUCCAAGCCUUCACGUCCCUGAUUGAGAACUCUCUCAAUCCGCAGGUGCGCCAGUUGGACGAGUAUCAGCGCUACGUCGCACACCCAUCAACCAUCCCAUUGGUGGUGUCCAGCCACAUUGACUACUCCUCGGCGCCGCUCGAAUUCCUCGAGUACCUGUCAAAGACGACCUCGGACCCUGCUGACCACAGGGUGCUCAGGCACUUCGAUGACGAGCGCGGUGCAGUGACUUUGACCAUGGAGGAGAGAGCCGAGGCCAGCAUUGAUGAGUACUUCGAGUUUGUGGCGAGUGGGCAGGUGGAGGAACCGCUGACCGUGAUGGAGGAGGACGGUGGGAAGAAGAGGUACAAGGCGUACAGGAAGUGGUUGAGGGGCAAGAGUCUGUUCAAGCAGAGGCCCGUGGUCGGCGAUGAGUUGGAAGGAAAUGCUGAUGGGCCGGUCGUCGGUUAAGCGGGCGUUUGUUCGAUCCUUUACUUGAUUGCCGUCGCCGGACGGGGAGUUGACAGCAAGGUCAGGUUUUGGGAUGGCUUUUCAUUUGUGUUGCUCUUUUCGUGAUACCCCAAUAGAUUGACAUUCUCUUGGAACGGGUUGAUGGCUCGAGUUUGUGUUUGUUCAUGCAAAAGGACACAGCAAUAAUUGAUUGACCGCAGAAGGCCA
Molecule: messenger RNA, 3634 nt
Organism: Cladophialophora immunda
Lineage: Eukaryota; Fungi; Ascomycota; Eurotiomycetes; Chaetothyriales; Herpotrichiellaceae
Exons: 1
Coding region: 176-3427 (1083 amino acids)
Biological process (GO): phosphatidylinositol dephosphorylation
Cellular component (GO): intracellular membrane-bounded organelle
Molecular function (GO): phosphatidylinositol-3,5-bisphosphate 5-phosphatase activity
Source: RefSeq, a predicted model, not a curated record